Molecule: messenger RNA, 1980 nt
Organism: Aspergillus aculeatinus CBS 121060
Lineage: Eukaryota; Fungi; Ascomycota; Eurotiomycetes; Eurotiales; Aspergillaceae
Exons: 2
Source: RefSeq, a predicted model, not a curated record
GCUCGUGGAGGACACGAACAUGUGGACGUGAUCGGUGGGCCUAGCGGAGUUGAUACUGGCAACACAUUUGACAUGCCCAUCACCAGCAAGUUUUCCUCCGAGGUGAAUGAGUAUUACAGGGAUGACCACUCGUGGGAUGUGGAUUAUGAUAAGACGAUCGUGCGUCCUCACCACAAGCGACAGCAUGGUGAGCAUGGCGAGCACGUUGAUGUGAUUGGUGGACCCGGAGGUGUCGACAUCGGGAACACCUUUGACCUACCGAUCACAAGCAAGUUCUCCUCGGAAGUCAACGACUAUUACCAAGAUGACCACUCGCGGGACCUUGACUUCAACAAGAAGAUUGUUCACAAGCGCCAACACGGUGAUGACGUUGACCUGAUCGGUGGACCGGAGGGCGUCGACAUCGGAAACACAUUUUCGCUGCCGAUCACUAGCAAGUUCUCCUCCGAGGUCAAUGAUUAUUACCAGGAUGAUCAUUCGUGGGACGUUGAUGUUGACAAGAAGCUUGUCCACAAGCGCCAACACGGUGAUCAUGUUGACGUGAUUGGCGGACCUGGAGGUGUAGAUACUGGGAACACAUUUGAUAUGCCGAUCACCAGCAAGUUCUCCUCUGAGGUUAAUGAUUAUUACCAGGACGACCACUCUCGCGCCAUUGACACCGACACCACCAUCGUACACCCACAUCACUACAAGGCCCGCGGCCAUGGCGAGCACGUUGACGUGAUCGGCGGGGCUGAGGGUGUUGACAUUGGCAACUCAGUUGAUAUCCCUAUUAGCAACUCCUUCAAGUCCAAGGUCAACGAGCAGAGCUAUGACGAUCAUUCGGUCGACAUUGACAUCAGCAAGCAUCAUGCCCGCCGGGGAGAGGACUUCAGCAUUCUGGGAGGCCCGUCUGGUGUUGACAUCGGCAACAGUGUGGUGAUGCCUUUCACCAACACUGUCGAUGUUGAAUCCAACAGUUAUCACAAGGAUGAUCACUCCGUGCACGCACAGCCCAAGCAUGAAGCCCCGGCGCCUGCGCCAGAACCCAAGCACGACCCCGAGCCGGCUCCAGAGCCGAAGCAUGACACUCCUGCACCUGCUCCGGAACCGAAGCAUGAGGAUCCAGCCCCUGCUCCCGAGCCCAAGCACGACCCCGAGCCAGCUCCAGAGCCGAAGCAUGACACUCCUGCACCUGCUCCGGAACCGAAGCACGAGGAUCCGGCCCCUGCUCCCGAGCCCAAGCACGAUCCUGAGCCUGCUCCCGCGCCUGCUCCGGAGCCAGCACAUGAGGAGACCAAACCGGAGGAACCUAAGGCAGAGCCCCAUGCGGAUGACCCUCCCAAGCAGCCCGAGGCCAAGGCUUCGACAUCGUGCGAACCUACUGUUCAAGAGGUCGUUCGUACGGUGACACGCACCCUUCCCACCGAAUCCACAGUAGCCCCCAAGGUUGACGCUGUGGCCACUGAAGCUCCUGCACCUACUCACUCCGCCCCCGCCCCGAGUGAGCCUACCAAGUCUGCUGCGCAGUCUAACCCCACCCACGAGGCCGCGGCCCCAACCAACCCCUUCACUCCCAACCUGGAUGAAGCUCACCACGUUCCUGGCUCUGAGCCGUCCGCGACGAGUGUUGUGCAGAGUGCGAUGACGACUGCCGCUCCGACCUGCACGGAGCCGGUUGUCAUGGACAAGAUAGCGUCCAGCAUCACGAUUCAACAAGAUUCCACUUUCCACGUGAUCCCCGUGUACGUGGCACAGUCCUCUGCCACCACUCCCUCGUCAUUCGCCGUCCCCACCGCGGUUACGAGCGUUGUUAGUCGCCACUCCACGGGCGUCGAUGCCUAUGAACCCACUCUCCGCUACAACUUACCCCCGGCUGCACCGUCGGCAUCAUCAACCGGUGUUCUGUUCACCGGGGCUGCAGCACCCCAGGCCGCACCUUACGCUGGCGUCUUUUCGGUCUUCUCUGGUCUUGUGGCUCUCCUGGCCUUGAUCCUGUAA